This is a messenger RNA of Equus caballus (horse), 2297 nucleotides long. RefSeq names its product EEF1A lysine methyltransferase 3 (gene EEF1AKMT3). NCBI's taxonomy places the organism in Eukaryota, Metazoa, Chordata, Mammalia, Perissodactyla, Equidae. Gene Ontology annotation, biological process: peptidyl-lysine methylation. The record is from RefSeq and is a predicted model, not a curated record. Gene Ontology annotation, molecular function: protein-lysine N-methyltransferase activity. Gene Ontology annotation, cellular component: cytoplasm; cytosol.
CAGGAAGUCAAACUGGAGGAAGGAGGGCAAACUCGGGGAGGCGGGGCUCGGUGCCACUGGAAAGCUGAGACGGCCGCGGCCCCCAACCCCCACCCGGCUACAGAUCCCGAUCCCAGCGCUGGCCACGGUGUCCAGAUGGCGGACCCCCGCCCAGAUCCUGAAUCAGAGCCCGAAUCCGUGUUCCCGCGGGAGGUCGGGCUCUUCGCCGACUCUUACUCGGAGAAGAGCCGGUUCUGUUUCUGUGGACACGUCCUGAGCAUCACGCAGAACUUCGGGUCCCGCCUGGGGGUGGCAGCGCGCGUGUGGGACGCGGCUCUGAGCUUGUGCAACUAUUUCGAAAGUCAAAAUGUGGAUUUCCGAGGCAAGAAAGUGAUCGAACUGGGCGCGGGGACGGGCAUCGUGGGGAUCUUGGCGGCGCUGCAGGGGGGGGAUGUUACCAUCACUGACCUGCCCCUGGCCCUAGAGCAGAUCCAGGCCAACGUCCAGGCCAAUGUGCCGGCUGGAGGCCGGGCCCAGGUCCGCGCCUUGUCCUGGGGGAUUGACCAGCAUGUCUUCCCUGGAGACUAUGACCUGGUGCUGGGGGCUGAUAUCGUGUACCUGGAGCCCACCUUCCCACUGCUGCUGGGCACCCUCCAACACCUGUGCGGGCCCCAUGGCACCAUCUAUCUGGCCUCCAAGAUGAGAGAGGAGCACGGGACAGAGAGCUUCUUUCAGCACCUCCUGCCCCAGCAUUUCCAACUGGAGCUGGCCCAGCGGGAUGAGGAUGUGAAUGUCAACAUCUAUAGGGCCAGACACAGGGGACCGAGACCUGCUUGACGUCACCCUUCUGCUCCUCUGAGCCCCUUGUCCUGAUGAAGGAACUGCCAUAUCUUCCAAGCCAUAAACAGGAUCAAAAGUGUGGAUUUCCCUUGCCUCCUACCCUCUCUGUUCCCCCAGAUAUUCACAGGGAGAUGCCUGCUUGCCAGGAAUCCUGGAGCCCUGACAGCACUGGGGUAGAGUGCAAAGGAAGUUCGCAGCUCCUGUUCUCAGAGGAGGAAGACAGGAGGGUAUCCAGGAUUUUUAGGGGGAGGGGAGGUAAAGGGAUGUGAGAGCAGUGGCUGCUCACUGUCACUGAUCCCUUCCAGUCCUGCUGUUGUCUUUUUAUACAGAAUGGAUUUUUUUUUCUUUGCCAGAUUCUAAUGGAAUUUUUUUUAAGGGAAAGAAAUAAGCAUUAAAAAUCUCUUCUGCAUCCGAAGAACCCAGGCUUUUGCCGGGGGGCUGGGAAGAAGCAGCCUCAGACCACCCACUUCUUGCUUCUAGACAUAGAGUCUGGUGGGCCCAUGGCUUUAACUGGGUGCAGUCUUCCUAGCCCUGAAGUGGGCGUUGGCAGCAGAGCGGUCCUUUGGACUGUGGCUUCUCCACCCUCUUCAGAGCUGGAGCCUUGAUCACUAAGUACUAGGUUCUCCUGUCUUUGAUUUUCUUUAGGUUUCCAACCCCUGUCAGUCUUUCCUUCCUAGUGUGUUUUGCCCUCUCCUCUUUUCCCUUCCCACUGUGGUUCCUGUGGUUGGGGCUCUCUUUACUUACUCCUUGGGCCACAUAUCACCUCCUCUGGCCUGCUGGCCUCCAUUCUCUCCCUUCAAACCACUUUGCAAACUCUUGAGGUCUUCCCAGAUCAGCUCUGGUUAGCUUCUGCUGCGCACAGAAGCAAGUGGCAGAUCCUCUGCUGGGUCUCAGUCUCUCCCGUGGGACCCAAAUUACCCUCUAUUUCAUUGCUGGUGUCCUACAUGCAUUGCAACCUCUGGCCAAAUUACGGAAGGUCUGCCCUCUGCUCCCUGAAUCCACACCAAGAUCCCCUGAUGACUUCUUUCUUUUUCAUGCUUCCCUGCCUGGAAGGGCUAUUUCUCCCUGUCAAAAUCUUCAUUACUCUCAGCCUCUUUUCCUGAAAAAAGCUUUUCCUGAGCCUUCCUCCCCUGAGAUGCUUUAACUGUUUGUUCAUCUUAUGGGACUUACCCCUUCUUGUGUGUCGUUUGUCGGCUCCCUAUUUUCUCACCAUUAGAUUACCCUGGAGGGUAUGCCUGUGGUUCACUCCUCUCUCAGGCCCUGAAGCCUAGCAGUUCCUGGCACACAGUGGAUGGUCAACAGAUGUUUUGCUCAUUCAACAAAUAUUUACUGGGUUUGUUGAAGGGACUCCACUCCUACCUCCCCAGCCGUCCUUGGCCAAAUUUCUGAACCCGCCCACCUACCUACAAGUUUGUCAUGAGUCAUAAAUGGAUAAUAAAUAUGAAAGCCCAUUGGAAAUAAAGAAACAUAAAGUGUUA